AUGAUGGACCAUCACCUUCAACUCAACCUUGCCAUGACAGAACUGCUUGUGAUUCCAGCAAACCCAUCGUUCCAUCACAAUUUUACCAUCAAGUUAGGCACAUCAACCAUAACUCCUUCAAAAACAGCUAGAAGCCUUGGAGUUAUGAUUGAUGAUCAGCUGACUUUCUCAGACCACAUUGCUAAAACUGUCCGAUCCUGCAGAUUUGCUUUAUUCAACAUCAAGAAGAUCAAGCCCUUUCUUUCGGAACAUGCUGCACAACUCCUUGUUCAAGCUCUUGUUCUGUCCAGGCUGGACUAUUGCAAUGCCCUCUUGGCAGGUCUUCCAGCCAAUUCUAUCAAACCUUUACAAUUAAUUCAGAACACGGCAGCAAGAUUAAUUUUCAAUGAGCCAAAAAGAAUACAUGUCACACCUCUGUUUAUCAAUUUACACUGGCUUCCAAUAGCUGCUCGCAUAAAAUUCAAGGCAUUGAUGUUUGCCUACAAAACUACCACUGGCUCUGCACCCAUUUACCUAAAUUCGUUACUUCAGACUUAUGUGCCCUCUAGAAGCUUGCGUUCUGCAAGUGAACGUCGCUUGAUUGUGCCAUCCCAAAGAAGCACAAAGUCACUUUUACGGACUUUUAAAUUAAAUAUUCCCUUCUGGUGGAAUGAACUCCCCAACUCAAUCCGAGCAGCUGAGUCCUUAACCAUCUUCAAGAAUCGGCUUAAAACACAUCUCUUCCAUCUUUAUUUGACCCUCUAACUUUAACACUCACUAUUCUAAUUCUAUUCUUUAAAAAAUCGAACUACCUUUCUAAUCUUUUU
This is a messenger RNA of Carassius gibelio (silver crucian carp), 806 nucleotides long. RefSeq lists its product as uncharacterized. The coding region runs from base 1 to 744 and encodes 247 amino acids. Lineage: Eukaryota; Metazoa; Chordata; Actinopteri; Cypriniformes; Cyprinidae. The transcript has a single exon. The record is from RefSeq and is a predicted model, not a curated record.